Molecule: messenger RNA, 3391 nt
Organism: Nycticebus coucang (slow loris)
Lineage: Eukaryota; Metazoa; Chordata; Mammalia; Primates; Lorisidae
Gene: TOR1A
Product: torsin family 1 member A
Exons: 5
Coding region: 64-870 (268 amino acids)
Biological process (GO): nuclear membrane organization; protein localization to nucleus
Cellular component (GO): endoplasmic reticulum; endoplasmic reticulum lumen; nuclear envelope
Molecular function (GO): ATP binding; kinesin binding; ATP hydrolysis activity
Source: RefSeq, a predicted model, not a curated record
GCUGGCGGUGGCACGGGUGCGCGCAGUGAGCGCGAGAACGCGCUGGGCGGCGCGGGUCCGGGUAUGAAGCUGGGCCGGGCUGCGUUGGGCCUGCUGCUCCUCGCGCCUUUGGUGGUGCGGGCGCUGGAGCCCAUCAGCGUGGGCCUGGCCCUGGCCGGCGUCCUCACCGGCUACAUCUACCCGCGCCUCUACUGCCUCUUCACGGAGUGCUGCGGCCAGAAGCGGAGCCUCAGCCGGGAGGCGCUGCAGAAGGAUCUGGACAACAAGCUCUUUGGACAGCACCUUGCAAAGAAGAUCAUCUUAAAUGCUGUGUCUGGUUUCAUAAACAACCCAAAGCCCAAGAAGCCUCUCACCCUCUCCCUGCACGGGUGGACAGGCACUGGCAAAAAUUUUGUCAGCAAGAUCAUCGCAGAGAAUAUUUACGAGGGUGGUCUGAACAGUGAUUAUGUCCAUCUGUUUGUGGCCACACUGCACUUUCCACAUGCUUCGAACAUCACCCUAUACAAGGAUCAGUUACAGUUGUGGAUUCGAGGCAACGUGAGUGCCUGCGCAAGGUCCAUCUUCAUAUUUGAUGAAAUGGAUAAAAUGCACGCAGGCCUCAUAGAUGCCAUCAAGCCCUUCCUAGACUAUUACGAGCUGGUGGACGGGGUCUCCUACCAGAAAGCCAUCUUCAUGUUUCUCAGCAAUGCUGGCGCAGAAAGGAUCACAGACGUGGCUUUAGAUUUCUGGAGGAAUGGAAAGCAGAGGGAAGAAAUCAAGCUCAAAGACAUUGAGCAUGCCUUGUCUCUGUCAGUCUUCAAUAACAAGAACAAAGGAACAGUGCCUGCUCUCUACUGGAUUCAAGAUCACGUGCAAACUUUGCUGUAUUAAAUGUUUUGACUCCUUUAUCACUGGUUUUGUUAUGUUAAAUCACGACUUCCCAACCUAGGAAAGUUUAGCUUCCCCUUGGAGGAUGCUGAGAAUGGGAUUAUUUAUAAAUGCAAAUAGAUGCCACUUUGUAAUUAAAUUUCAUGUGUGAAACUUGUAAGUACAUCUUUUCAGGGGGAGAGAAACCUGCCGCUGUGGGCUGUGAAGGCCGAGCAGAGGCAGUGCAGGUUGGAACAGAACACAGUCUCACGCAGGACUCUCGGGCCCCUCACCCAGCUGCCCCAGAACCGCAUUCUGUUACCCAGGUUCAUGGAACUGCAGACACCAGGGAGGAGGGGCUGAGGGAGACAACGUCCUGUCCUGUGCAACCUGCAUGUGCCCACAAAGGGCAGGGCUCCUGUGGGCAUGGUGCUCUUAGGGUGAAGGCAGGGAUACCUUUGUAGCGGCAGGUCUGAGGCAGGACCCUCUGCCUCUCACUCCCCAGCCGGAAUGGGGCUCUUCUAGGGUGGCCCAGGCUCCAAGUCUUAGAAAGCACCUGGCACCCAGUUGAAGCUGGCCUGUUAACGUCCCCAGGGGUCAGAUUAGGUCUAGUCACUUAUUUGAAAAUUGCAGCCCUGGCACCUAGGAGUCCCCUAAUUAGGGAACAAUUUGGAAAGCUUAGUCUUUGUAGAUGAGGCAAUUUGGUGUAGAGUAGAAACUGCAUCAGCCUGAGAACCAGAUCGAGGAAGGUGGUCUCAUGGGUCUGGAGAACGUUCAGAAAAGAAACUAAGAGUGAGGAAGGUUUGAAUUUACUAGUCCUAAAUCAGUGAAUCUUCAGUCCUGUGAAGCGGGUCCAUGUUAGCAAUUCACUGACCAGAGGUAAGAGAUCAGGUUAAACGUGAUUAAGCUGAGACUGGAUCAACAUGACUAGAUUUCCAUGAUUUACCAGUUUGAGGAAGGAGGAUGGGGCAGGUAGGUUUCCUCAUCUGAGCUCAGUUCACAAUGUGAAGCUGAUUAAUGUUUUCCCUGUGCCUCAAUUUCCUUCCUAGGUUAAUUUUAGAAUAUACAGAAAGACCCAUUAAGUGGAGGGUGUAUUUUUAAUUUUUUAUUUAAGACAGUCUUACUUUGUCACCCUCGGUAGAGUGCUGUGGCAUCAUAGCUCACAGCAACCUGAAACUCUUGGGCUCAAGCAAUCUUUUUGCCUCACCUUCUCGAGUAGCUGGGUCUACAGACACCCACCAUGAUGCUUGGCUAGUUUUUUGUAUUUUUAGUAGAGAGGGGGUCUCACUGUUGCUCAAGCUGAUCUUGAACUGAGCUCAAACAAUCUGCCCACCACAUAAGGCCAAUAUACAGGGCGGUCAUAAAGUCCAUGGGCAAUGUAAAAUUGCACAUGAAUUUUAAGGCCACGCUGUAUCUUUUAGAAGUCCAUUUUCUGGUGAAAAUAUCCAUCCCCUAACCCAAUUUAACGCCAUACUUGGGGAUAACAGCCUUUAACGUAAGUUCUGACUCUGUGAGGUACAGACUGCCCACCUGUGUGUCCAGGGACAGUAAGUAACACUUGGGCUGUUGAGUCUUUAUUCCAGACUGUUACCAAAUAAACUAGGGGGAAAAGUUAGCAAGGGACAACUCACAUCAUAAAUCUAGGCUUUAUUAUUUUGUAUUCUUGUCCGCAUUUUACAAAGGGUGGGGGAGGCUGGGCCAUGGCCAAGCUACACUCAGUCACGGUGGUCCAAAGGUGGCCAACAAGUGUUGGGUUUAUUGAUUGCGUCAUCAUAAACAGAAAGUCUUGUCUCCUUUUGACCAGAUAUCCAAAAGGUUAUAAAAGCAAUGUAAUUUAGCUCCAAUUUGAGAAUAGGUAUUAAAACUUUAAGCCUUCCCUUGGCAUUUUUAAAAGACUAAGUGUGAUACACUAUAAGGCAGUUCCAUGUCAUAAAUGCACACUACCACAUUUUACAUGUGAAAACACCACAUGGUUCUAAUGACGUGUCUGCAGCUGCAUUGUAACAACAGGAGAGACACAGAAUGAAUCACACCAGGUGGCAUCUAAGUCUUACUUGCCAUGAUCAGGGCCAUCCAGUCUGGUGCUGCCACAAAGGGUAUCCUUAUCAGGUGAUACCCAAUACCUGCCACAACUUCAGACUGACCUUGUAUGAUCCAUGAUUGUGACCAUACAUUGCCAUGUAUUCAACAAGUACCUGAGAAAGGAAUAAACAAUUAUUCCAUUUUGUGUCCUUCCCGUAUUUUAAAAUAAGCAAUGUCCUAUACUUCUAUUAUCUGAGAUUCAGAAGUAAAAACAUUACCAAAAAAAUACUUAUCCUUGAGAACUCUAAAUUUCUAGGGUUCAACACUCCUACUUCUUUGGCAAUGCAAAAUCUGUAAAACUGUCCCCUCAGUCUGGGUGGGUGUCAAUCAUGGAGAAUGUCCUACAGACUUGAAAAGGUUUGCAGUCAAGUGGAAGACUGACCCACACACAAAGUUUAACAAACAUCUCGCCACGGGAACCAAGGACUCAAAAACCCAAUGGUCUCAUUCUGAUUGGCUAUAU